Molecule: messenger RNA, 1245 nt
Organism: Penicillium expansum
Lineage: Eukaryota; Fungi; Ascomycota; Eurotiomycetes; Eurotiales; Aspergillaceae
Exons: 1
Coding region: 1-1245 (414 amino acids)
Source: RefSeq, a predicted model, not a curated record
AUGAAGGGCAAGGCGCGUCACAAGCACGCUAUCACUGCCUCCUUUUUCUUCAACGCUCGGGGUGACGGCUUAGAAAAAUCGAUCUCGGGGAUAUAUCGAUCAUUACUGGUUCAACUACUUAAAGGGUAUACCGACCUUCAGGUUGUUUUAGACGAUUCCGAUCUGCUUCCCCGAAGUCAAAAUGAUUGCCCUUGCUUAAAUGUUCUGAAGCAGCUAUUUGCCAAUGCUGUUUGCUCCCUCGGUCAACGCUCAUUUACCUAUUUUAUCGAUGCUCUCGACGAGUGUAAUAAACAACAAGUUGUGGACAUGGUCCAGUACUUUGAAGAUCUGGCCGAACAAUCCACAGCAAAAGGGGUCCCAUUCCGAACCUACUUUUCGAGUCGACACUAUCCAUACAUCGUCAUUCAACGGGGUAUCCGACUUACACUAGAGGAUCAAUCCGGUCAUGCAGAAGACUUGACCACCUACGUCACAAGCCGCCUAAUAAUCAAAGAACCCACGCUUAUCGAAGAACUGCAACCACUAAUCCUCAGUAAAGCUGCUGGUGUUUUCAUGUGGGUUGUCUUAGUUGUUGAUAUUCUUAACAAGGAGUAUCGACGGGGUAGAAUGGCUCUAAGGAUGAGACUCGCGGAAAUACCCAGUGAUCUGAGCGAACUGUUCAAAGAUAUCUUAAGACGUGACAAUAAAAAUACAGAGGCCCUCCUGCUUUGUAUCCUCUGGAUUCUUUACGCAAAAGAUCCUUUGCGACCGCAGGAGUUCUAUCAUACCCUCUGGUCUGGUUUGUCUCUGAAGGGUUUAGUCGAUGACCGAAUUCCAGAUGUCACCGUCCUAGGUACUGGUACUGGCGUUAACAGAUUUAGCACAUAUAUCAUUAGCUCCUCAAAAGGACUUGCCGAGACCACAAAAUCUAGCCAACCUAGAGUUCAGUUCAUCCAUAAGUCUGUCCGAGACUUCCUUAUCAAGGACAAAGGUCUGUAUAAAUUGUGGCCUGAGCUUGGAUUUGACUGUGAGAGCCUAGGCCAUAAGAAACUCAAACAAUGUUGCAGCCUCUACAUGAAUAAUACCUUGAUCUGUACAUCUGUUAGCAGGCUGCCGUUAGAGUCUAACUCCAAGUGCCGGAAGGAAAUCUCAAACGAGUACCCGUUCUUACAGUAUGUCAGUCAGAAUAUCCUCUACCAUACCAACGCUGCGGCGAAAGCUAUUCCCCAAGAGGCAUUUCUGUCUUCGUUUCCUAUCCCUAACUAG